AUGAGUACGAAUACUAACAAUGUGGAUUCUAUAGUCAAGCGAUUGGUUGAAGAUCGAACGUUCACAAUGUCUGAGUAUCUGAAUGAAUUACGAUCUCAACUUCUAUCUGACGAGCCGGAUCAAAGAGAAGAAUCUUUAUCCAAUAUUGUGGGUGUUAUAACCAAAUUACCAGACAAUUUUUUAAAUGAAACUCAAGCUGGACUUUUGCUCGAUUUCCUGAUAGGACGAUUAGAGGACUCUGCUCUUGCUGGUGGUUCAGUAAUCGAGGGGAUCAAACAUUUGGUAUUGACUAACAGGAACCUACCGGAUGGCUUCGAAAUUCCCCUUUUUCUCUCCCUCUUUCGUGAUGGGAAUGUUCAAGCAUGGCCUCAGAAAGAAAGAAUGAAGCAUUAUAUCAUUCUUGAAUGGUUGUUAACGAAUAAAGAAACAAAGCUGAAGUUAUUGGGAGCUGAUGUCCUGCUAUCGUUCAUCAAAACUGUCGGUGGAGAGAGGGAUCCCAGAUGUCUUCUAAUUGUUUUCAAAUUACAACUUCUAGUCACUAAGAGCUUUGUCGUCGAACCUUUCUCUGAAGAUCUGUUCGAAGUUAUGGCUUGUUACUAUCCAGUCGAAUUCAAGCCUCUCCCUGGACAAGAUUCUAUAACAAAGGAGAUGCUGGCUCAUGCUUGUAGAACUACUCUUGUAGCUCACAACUCGUUCGCUCCAUAUUGCUUCCUUCUCAUCGAAGAAAAGUUCGAGGAAGAUGAUACUACUUAUGACCAGAAAGUUGAACUAUGUAACUUAAUUGAACUCGCUGUUAAUACGUUUUCUUUAUCAUCUUUGUUACCUUUUGUUCCUAAACUGCUUGGUUGUAUCAGAUCUGUUGGAAUGGAUCCUAGGAACAAAGGUCCGGUUGAACUUCCUGUAUUGGCCGCUCUGAAGUCCAUAUUCAGUUCUUUGGAGAAGAAAAAUAGUAGUAAACUCACUGAUGCCGUCACAGGCUCCCUUGAAAAUUCUGAAAUGUUCGUUCUCCAAGCUGAGAUGGGCUUGUCAGAGAAAGCUCUUCUGCUACUUCGUGUCAUCGCAGAAUCAGCACCUAGUCAGAAAUCCGCAGUAUUCGAUCAGGUGCUUCCAUGGAUAUCAUCUCUUGUUCAAGGGACAACUGUCAACGCCGCUGGUAAUCGUAUUGAUAUCUGUAAAGAAGGAUUACAGUUUUUGAGAGAAUGGAUUUCUUUGGCCAGAGAGUUGAAAGAAGAGAAAACACUAGAUGUUUACUGUGAUACCAUAUUUGCAUCAAUUGAUAAAGCGAGAGAAUAUUUACCUUCUCUUUCUAUCCAAUGUCUUUAUCAUUGCCUUAUGGAGUAUUUCCGAGCUGAUUGUCUGAAUGAUAUUGUCAAAAGCAGGGGAAAAAAUGUUUUGGAAAACUGCUUCAAAACCACAGAAAGUGUUGAAGAGAGAGCAUAUCUUCUGCGAUUCAUCACAGUAUAUGCCGAGGUUCUCAAUGAUGAAGUGGUCGAAUUUCUUCUGGCCAGCAGCUACGAGUCAGAACAGAAAUUUUUCCAAGUUUUUUGUGCAUGUAUUGUCAACAAAAAAGUUUGGGAGAAACUGAUAGAAAAGUUCCGAACCAUAUUGGCUGACGUUCUCAACGAUGAAGCAUGCUUGCGUUACUUUAUCUCAACUCUGGAAAGAUUGCGGGAGGGUGAUGCCAUGGAGAUUGUAGCUUUAGAGUUUAUCAAUUAUGUUGACAAGAUUUCCACUCAAAGUUCUCUUAUCGAAGAGACCUUGCAAAGCAUAGGACUUCUACUCAGUGAGGAGACUCAUCAAGAAAUUUCUAAGAAGUUCUCACAAAAUGAAAACUUCAGAUUGUUCUCAGCUCAAUCGACAGAUCCUUUAAUCAUAUUAGAAGCUAUUGGAGUAAGGGUCGAUGACUUCGUCAUUCCUUUAGUCUAUGCGUAUAUCAAUCGAACAGGGACCGUUUCUGAAUUAUCAGACGAACUUAAAAAUCAAAAAUGGUUCAACUUUGUUCAAACUAAAGCUCUACUGGUCAGUGGAGUACCAGAUGGAUUGAGCAACUUGAAAGAAAUAUUCCAUCAAAUGUCUAUACAGAAGAAUAUAGAUAUACCAAAAAACAUUGAUCUUUUCGAUUUCAAGUCCAAUUGGUUCAAUCCUGAAAGAUCCAACACAGUGCGAACUGUGCUGUGGAAACAACGCAUCGUUUGUCAAUCUGUUCCUUUCUAUAUCAAUGCCGUAGUGAAUGCGCAAGAUAAAACAGUUCUAUUGGAAUUACUACCGUCUGUUUUGGAGAGCGUUGCUGAAUUAGGACAAUCUUGCAAUUCACAGAUUCAACAGUUCUUGCCUGUUUUCUUGGCAGCCGCAGAGUCGGAUGAAAAGCUUGCUUCGCCUGUUCUAAAGUCUUUAGUGUCUUUCCUCUCUGGUGUUCCUCCAGAACUGUUGGAUCAAUCUUCAGCACAUAAAAUCAUAAAGAAAUUGUGCAAUGAAGUUCAGACUAGUCCGAUGGCUUCAUGCUUGGACGCUCUGAAAUGCUUAGAGUUGAUAGCUAGAAGAGCAAAGCCUCAAAAUCUUUAUCCUUUCAUAUCGCUCGUUGUGGAAUCUACUGCUAAUGCGCUUGGUCAUAAAAAACGUUUGAUCCGACAAUCAACUGCUACAGUUGUCAACCUCUGGGAGUUGCUGUCUACUAAGUGA
Messenger RNA from Auanema sp. JU1783, 2679 nucleotides. Lineage: Eukaryota; Metazoa; Nematoda; Chromadorea; Rhabditida; Rhabditidae. The record is from the annotation of a GenBank genome assembly.